This is a messenger RNA of Scaptodrosophila lebanonensis, 5691 nucleotides long. RefSeq lists its product as uncharacterized. Gene Ontology annotation, molecular function: protease binding. Bases 122 to 5446 code for a protein of 1774 amino acids. Gene Ontology annotation, cellular component: Ino80 complex. The record is from RefSeq and is a predicted model, not a curated record. NCBI's taxonomy places the organism in Eukaryota, Metazoa, Arthropoda, Insecta, Diptera, Drosophilidae. The transcript is spliced from 4 exons.
AUAUAACGAGGCGUAAGAGGCAAAAUUAUAAAUUAGUGUAGAGAAAAAGUCGCACAGUGUGCAAAUAACUGAGUGCUGCAUGUGCUAAUAGUGCGAAAAACUGUGAAAAUCGUUGCUACCAAUGAACAACAACAUCGCCAGGAAUAACAACAUGUCCAUGUCUAUGCCGUAUGCGCCGGAAUCGGACGAAGAUGAGGAAUUGAGCGAGUCUUACAACAUCAAUGACGGUGACUGCAGCGGCGGCGCCAGUGGUGGAAGCAACAGCGACAAUAACAGCACAAAAUCUUCAACUUCAAGUUCGAGUAGCGCGUUAAGUGAUGACGACAAUGAGUCUACAUCGAAUUCCGAUGAUGAUGAGACCAGCUCGCAGUCGGACGAUGAUGCCACCACCACGCAAUCAAAUGAGUUGGAGCUGGCGCAGCUCACGGAUGAACAUACGUUUCGCUUACCUCGUGGUCUUUGCGAAAGCGCCACUAUUUUCAAUGAAUUCUUUUCAUUGGAGACCUGGAAUAUGCUGCCACAGAGCAUGCAGGCUCAGUUGGUAUCGCUGCUGCCAAAAUUUGAGCCUCUUCUGACGCCAGAUUUGGCGGCCGAAGAGCUCCAGCGCACGAUUGUCGACCUCUUCAAUGGUGACAUUGAGCGUUUUGGUCAAGGCCCUUUAGAAGUCUUACAGCGUCAGCUUGAGGAUGGUAGUCUGCGUCCCGAUGUCCUACAGUUGCGUCGCAGCAUUGAGCAUUCCAAACGUCGGGAGCGUCGGUUUCAGCAAUACGAACGUCUGAGCCAACUGGCUAAGGAACUCUUUAUAUCGAGGGAGCACCUGCUGCGUAAUGUGUACACAGCCCCCCCAGAUAGCGCACUCUACUCCAAUUCUCGUUCAGCCCGCUCCCGUAAACGAAAGCCCCCAACGUUGCAAAUGAACAGUAAGUUUCUAGCUCAGCGUGCGCGUAAACGAUACUGUUUGGAGCUGUACGAGCUGACAAAAGAGCUGGAUCUGCAGCCCGAUGAUAUUAGCGCCGAUGAGCAGGACGAAGAUGCCAUCAAGGCGGCAGAGCUGGCAGCCAUUGAGCAGGAAUGGGCGCCUGUGGAGGUGGGCAAUGGAGGGGCUUUGGCGGCCAAACCUUCGAAUGCCGCCGACAAAAAAUGCAUUUACAGCACCUUCUUCAAGCGUCGCCAUGGCGUGGAUGAUGAGCACGUUUUACGAACUAUGCAAGCGGCCAAGAUACCGCGGCUCAACGAUAAGAAUUUUAAGAAGUAUCUUCGAGACUACAAGCGAAGAAAACUCGCUGAGCCGGAUUUGCCCGAUUUUGAUACAACGGACAUACGAUUGCGUGACAUUUGCACGCGGGCCCAAUUUGUUGGCACUUUCAGGCCCGGACGAAAGCCCAAAGCUUUAACAGCGCGCCUAACUGAGCCACCUGCCUUGGUGCCUAUUGGUGCCGCCAAGUGUGAGACGCCGCAAUCGGAACUGCUUACAGAUGAGCCGCAGCAGGUUUAUGGUCGCGCAGCCAUUGGCGAUGACGAUGAAGACGAUGAUGAAGGCCUGGACUUGGACAGUUUAGGUUACGAUGCAGCAAUUACCCCGACGACGACGCCGCAACCAAAACUUACGCCUGCAAGUAAGCCGCUGCCCAAGCUAGAGCCUAUAGGUGUGCGAGCGAUAGGUGCAGUGCAUUCGCCGGGACGCCCCAAGGGCAGCCUGAACCCAUCGCCACACAAGGCGCUGAUCAAGGGUUGCACUAUUAACACCACCACAGCCACCACUCAUAUCACUGGUUCACCCACGCGUGAGCAGCAGCCUACAAUAUUAUCCUCUUCAUCGGAGUCAUCUCAGCAGUCCAGCUUUUUCUCGCUCCUGCGCGAUUUCUUUGUAGCCACGCCUAAUCAUCGAAUGACCUAUGCCGAGCUGCAGACGAUGUUAGUUGCAUGGAAGGACAACAACGUGCUAUCUGGCACGCCCUCCUCCACGUCCAAUGAUUGGUAUCGCGCUUUGCCGGAUUGGACUGUGCUCCUGCAGUCGGGCAUUAAUUUUCUCUCUGGCGACUUUGCCGCGCUACCUGCGGAGUAUGUGCCAUACAUAGAGCACAAGACCCAGUUAAAUAUAUAUCAAUGGAUCGGAGCUGGCCGAGAUUCGGAUGCACGCUUGUUGACAUUAUGCAACUAUUGGCUGCAGCGGCGCAAAGAUUUCAAAGAGCACACCCCAACACAUAGUCCCCGAGCCCUGGGACAAUCACUGAAGACGUCACCUAGAGUAGAAGGACAAGUGGUUGUGUCUAACGCACUGCUAAGUCCCGUGGAAUCUAUUGGCAAAGUGCCUGUAGAUAAUUUUGCGCUGUUGGCAUCGCCAACACCUCCGCCUCGUUGUCCAACCAGCUGGACGGUGCGCACGGCGACUCAAGCGGAAACACUCGAAUUUCAGCGGCAAGAACGAUUGCGAUUUGAGCAACCACAUCGGCCCUUUACUUAUCGCAUGCAUGGCUACGAGAGUGUUGUGGGCCCCGUUAAGGGCAUCUACACGCAGACUUUCUCGCUGAACAAGGCGCGCGGACACACCGUCAUGGUGGAUGAUAGACCACCAUAUGUGACAAUUUUGACUCUGGUGCGAGAUGCAACGGCCCGUUUGCCCAAUGGCGAAGGCACACGAGCGGAAAUUUCAGAGCUCCUCAAGUGCUCUCAGUACAUUAACCAUAAUGCCGCGGAGAAUGUGCUCCAGACGAUAGUGAGUGGGGCAUUGGAUCGCAUGCAUGGCGGAUUAGACCCUUGUGUCCGGUACGAUGCCAAGCGCAAGAUAUGGAUAUAUUUGCACCGUAAUCGCAGCGAAGAUGAGUUCGAGCGCAUGCAUAAACACAACCAAUCGCUGGUCAAAAAGCAGCAGCACAAGGUGCAAAGAGCGAAGGGCAAACCAAAGAAGGAGGGCGAACUGGGCAUAGAGCAGGCCAUGGGAUCUGUGCAAUCAGAACUACCUGCCCUGGUGCCUGCAGCUACAACAUUAGCAACAAAAGUAACACCCACGGGCUCGCCAGCGGCAACGUUGCUAGUGAAGAAGACCCUGCCCACCAAAUGUCCGCCAGUGCCGCCCCUCAAAUAUAACAUACCUGCGCCUAGCCUCCAACAGCAGCAGCAGCAACAGCAGCAACAACAACAGAAAUCUCUGCUCAAAUCUCCGCUGCAUCUUGCCCAGAGGAGUGGUGUGGUCACCAUUGUGGACAAACAAAUGGCUCAGAAAACGCCACAUGGAAAUAAGCAGUACACCUUCCCCCUACCCCAGACCCCUCUGACCAAUAAGAUCAGUCCCGCUCGCCAGACAACCCCAAUUUUGGUAUCAACACCCAGUGGCCUGCAAACGGUACACGUUGCCACAACCUCGCCCGCAGCCGGUACAAGCAAAACCAACAGUCCGGUUACAGCUACCAAGAAGCUAGCCAUUAAGAAGCCCAUUAUAAUUAACCAUUUGGGCCCCCAGACGACCAAAACUACAGGAGCAACGGCAGCGGCAGCGCUCAAGGUCAAAUCGCCAAAUCCUCCACAGCAGCAAAAGCAGCCGCAACAACAACAACAACAGCCGGUGGGCAACUUUAUCAUUCCUUUGGAGCAGCAACAACAAGCCAAGGAACCACAGCAACACAUUCUGCUGGAUACCGCUCCCAAAUCAUUAACAGUCAGCGCCAUUUCGCCACGUCCUCAAAUGCCCAAAAACAUUAUCCGACUGUUGCCCGCGGCCAGCAACAACACCAACAGUACAACUGCCCAACCAAUAACAACAUCGGCUGGGGCUACAACCACUAAGCAUCCCACUGUGCAAAUUAUUGGACCACGUGUGCUUGCUCAGACCACAGUGCGACCGGUGCAGCAAAAAAUUGGUGCUGUUUCAAUAGUCAGCAAUAAGUCGGCGACCAAUCCCAACACUGGAACAGGCGGCACGAUUGUCAAAAUGUCCCCGCAGGCGUUUGCAACGUUGCAGCAGAAGCAACUGCUGAACAAGGCGGCUGCUACGACAACAGGGACUGGCACGACACAGCAACUGCAGACGCCACAGCGCAUCCUCGUUGGCAACACGGCUAUUUCUUCGAACAAGAACAUCGUCUUUCAAGCUCUGCCCACCUCCGCUGCCUCAAACACCGGCACCGUGCAGUCCAAGCUCAUCACGCAGCCUAAAAUACUCACGACCACGACCACGUCGACUAAAACCUUAAACACCGCGAAUCUCUCGCCUCAGCAACAGCGGAUACUACUGCAAAAUUUCAAGCAGCAGACGAUGCAGUUCAAGCCGAUUGUGGAGGCAAAGAGCGGCACGCCCGUGAGCUCAGCUCCAGCCACAGUUGCGGUGGCUUCGCAAACACAAGGGACCCGUGUAGCACGACCUUCAGUGACCACAGCGACAACGGGAGGAGUGCCACAAGCUGCCCAGAUCAUCACUCUGGACAAUUUGCUGCAAAAGCAAACAGCGAGCGCUGGCAAAGUUCUAACUACCUCCAACAUUUUCCAACUGGCCACCAGUUCCUCCAGCACCAGUGUUGCCACUCAAGUGGUGGCAUCGCCACGAAAUGUAAUUACAUUGGCGACAGGCAACGCAACCCAACAGCGUCUCGUAACCUCUGGCGCAACCACGACAAAAUUAGCCACGGGUCAUCGAAUUGUGACCACAAACGCCAUGCCCAAAAUUAUUGGCAAGACGACGGUAAUCCCUGGAGGAACGACCCAGCUGCAGGGCAAGCCUUUAGUUCUACACGCCAAGACACUGAAUGCCGGCGGCAGUGUGACUCUUAAGAACGUGGCCGCCAGUACGUCCACUUCAACGACAGUGCGUCCCCUAGGCGGAGCGACGCACCUCCAAAACAUUGUCAUCGGGGGCCAGACAGUAAAGCUUCAGAGUGCGACAAAUCUGCCACGUCAAGUGACCACUUCCAGCAAUUCCUCCAUCCCCGCCGUUGUCAGUGCACCCAUGCAAACUGUAAUUAUGGGCAACCAGUUACUCCGCCUCCAGCAUGUGUCGACAGCAACGGGAACCACUGUGACCAGCAGCACAAGCACAACGACCAGCCUGCCAACAGCGUCCAGUGGCAUUGCAAGUUCCCCGAAGACGUUAGUCAUUGGCUCCGGUGGUCAAACGUUACGGCUGCAAUCGGGCAAGAAUGUGAUUGUGGCAGCCGCCUCAGGUGGUGGUAGUGGGAACAAGAUCGCCAGUAAUAUUACCACAUCCUCCAACAACGUGGUCUUUGCUGUGCAAAGUGGUGGUGGUCAGCUCUUUCUUUCGCCAACGCUGCAGGGCGUAAACCUAAAGCCGCUUUCCAACAUGAAAGUAAUUCCGAUGUCAAGUGCAACGGGCGCCAAGGUGAGCGUCGCGGCAUCUUCCACGGUUGUAGCUGCCACAGAUGGAGGCGGCAAAACAUUGACACAAAAAAUAUUGCCGCAAGCAGUGCUUAAUACGGGCAGUGGCAGCGGAAAUUAAAGGGAAAUCAGAGGCUACCAACAGCAAGAGCGAGCGUAUUUUUGCAGUUUUUCUUUCACUUCUGUUUGUCGUUCUUUUAGAUUUGUAAAGUUUUUCUAGAUCUAUAGGUUGAAAGUUGUACACAAAUAAUUAUUGCAUUGUGGAGCAAUAUUAACGAUCGGAUGUUAUAUAUACCUACGUUAAAAAAUUGUAAUAAUAACGCGCUUGUAGAAACAUCUUAUUAAAUAUUGAAUCAAAAAGUUGAA